GGGGGGAAAAUUGACCAAAUUGAAGAUCAACAGUUUUACACUUUUAACAAUUGUCUGCUGAAGCAUUUUUAUGAAAAAAAGCUUUCUACUACUGAGGACACCAUCAUCAAAAUUGUUGACAAACAGGAAACUGUCAAACAGUCACUUGAAAAAGAAACAAAACAUCAUAGAUAGAAAACUUUAUUAAUGUAUCGAAGCCAUAAUUAGCGAGGGAAAACCCCCAUACUAAUUUAGGGACACAGUUUAUAAUUGGAAUUAUGUAUACAAUAUAUAGGUAAAAAUAUUAAAACUACGCAUAAUGUAAUAUAACCUAACGAAAAUCUAAGAUGAGUGAUAUUCACUGUAAGACUGAGGAGAAUUGUAAAAUUAAAUGAGCAGAGAGAACAGCCCUUGCAUCCAUCAUCUAUCAUUGAGCUUAAAUCAUUUUUACAAAUUUUGCUUUCAAAAAUAUUAAAAGGUUUCGCUGAUGUAUAAUCAGGAGGUAAUUUUCCCGAUAACCUAGGCCCAACAUUAUCUGUUGCCCUGAUAAUUUAAACGUUGUUGUAAACAUAUAUCCAACUUACAACAACAAGUUUUCGCUGAUGUAUAAUCAGGAGGUAAUUUUCCCCAUAACCUAGGCCUAACAUUAUUUGUUGCCCUGAUAAUUUAAACAUUCUUGUAAACAUAUAUCCAAUUUACAACAACAAAGAUUGCAAGAAAUCCAGGGUCCCAAAUACUACAGUGCCAUGGUUGGAACAGGUCCAUGCCUUUGAAAAACUGUUAUCUUGAAGUAAAAGCACAAUUUUUGCUAGAGAAGGACAACGCACAGAGACGUGUGACAGCAUUUGCUAAAGUACUUAGCACGUUUUUAAAUGAGGAUGUGUACGAGUACAAGAACAAGGAAGAUGAAUUAACAGAGAAACUCUUAUUCCCUAACAAUGUGGACUUCCACUUAUCUGAAACUGGAAAAUUGGCAACCAGCAUAACCAAACACCAUUAGCAGACCUUUCACAAUGAUUUCAUCUCAAUUUUUUUUUUUUAUUUAUUUAAACUUAUUUUAUUUUUGAAGCUAGCCCUAAGAUUAACAAAAAAACAACUCCUCGAUAGGGCUCACUUCGAAAUAACAUUAACUUAAAAAAAUACAUAAAUAGUAAUUAGUCAAAGUGGCAGCAAAACAAACUAAGAGGAUAGAUAUAAUAUCUUUAUCACGUCAUGCAAAUUCAAAUAACAAGACAUGACUCACGAACCAUUUAGGUCAACCAGAACUGCUCUAUGUGGCUAAAUGAAAUUUAGGCAAAGCUAAAAUAGAAACAAUGCUCACCAGCAAUUUUCUUAGUUGCCUGGCUUGGACAGGCCCCAGAUGAUCAGCAUGGGCAUCUCGUGAUUCACAAAUGCAGUUUGCUUGCUUGCAGUCACUCGUAAAGUCAUAUUUUAGCAUGCUUGCUAUUGCCUUGCUCAAUUUUUCUGCAUUUUUCACGAUGACCACUCGUCGAAAAAACAACAGCGUGUCUGCUGGCCUCUUUUCGGAUGUCUUCUCAAUCCUCUGGAAUCAAGCCCUCAGCUGCGAUUCCAAUCACAACCCUGCAGACUCAAGUCUCAUCAUCGUCCGCUCUGAAUGGUUCAACAGGUCUGGCCUUUCUGGCCACUGUGGUCAAUGCUGUGAAGCUGGCCCUGGCAGCUGAUGGCAAUUUCGCUUCCUCUUCUGGCACUUCGGCCACUGCUUCGCUCCAGGAAGCUGAGACUAUGGUUGUGAUUUCACAAACAUCACCUCUACAAUCUUUGGGGGCAUUCCCGCUCAGCCUUUGAAUUGAAGUGAUCUCAUUGUGAACUUUUUGGCUUCUGGAGUUGGGUUUCAAGCCACUCAACCACCUCCAUCAUCUUCAGCACCUCAAGGCAGGCAAUUAUUUUCUGUUCCUUCUUUUGUUUCGACUUUUGUUGCCCCACCCCUGGCAAUUUUCUGCACAUCGAUCACAGUGAGCUCACCCCUUUCCAUGCCAUCCAGUGACAGCACCCCAAUUUCCAGCCUACCUUCUGGUCCACUGCUGCCUCCAGAAACACAGAACUUGCAAACCUGUUUACGGCUACUAUGGCUCCGUUCGUGGGUCAGAUGACGAAACUUGACGAAAACGUCAGUUUGUUGUUGAUCGGUCAUGAUCAAGAGUUGGAGGAGGACGGUGAAACUGCCUCUGUCGAAGCUGUCAAAGACUGACCAUGAACGAGUGGAUAUGGAAGCCAGUCCACCUGCUCUCCUGGAUUCUAACACCACGGACAAAGCAGCGCCUAGGACAGGCGACGCUUUUUUGCAAGAGCUCACUUAAGAUCUCUCGGUCAAAGAGCAAACCUCCCCGCCAAUUCAUGAAAGUUUGGCAGGUAUUUUUAACAGGCUGUUGUGAGAAAAGAUGCAUGAUGACAAUAAAACAACAUCGUGCAAUUCAAGUAACAAGAUAAAAAUGAAAAAUAACGUUUUUUGUUACAAGUAAAAUAUUGUGUUUCAUCAUUAAAUGUAAGUUUUAAAAUGUCACAAUCUAUAGCAUAGAAAUAAAGAGAUUAUGUAUUGAUGCCAGAAGACUCCUUGCAAAAUAAACAUCAUAUCUAAGGCGGUUGCAGAUGUAGUGAGGACUAUAUUGCUAGUUAUUAUUAUUAUUAUAUAAGAUAUACUAAUAUUAUUGAAGGUUAUUUUCUCUCUCAAAAACCAUGGACUUUGGGAGGCAAAUAGGGUUUCUACAUGUAUGAUGGCCAUGACCUGCCUGAGGUGGGUUAAUUGUGCCAAGGAGAGUUAUUUUCUGUGGUUCAUCUAUCUUGAUGUUGCCAGGUAGAUACUCGGACAUAGUUUCGGCAGAGGCUGGUAUACGAGGCUUUUCCAUACUCCAAGAACAUCUUUUCUUUUAACUACGAGGCUUUCAAAACAGAAUUCUUCUUGCUCGGGUUUUAUUUUAUGCCAGGAAAGAACUUGAGAGCGCCCUCUUGGGCCCUUUUGAAUUCUUCUCUGCGUCUCUGUCCAUAAAAGUACCACAUAACAUAAAAUGAAAACAUUUAUGAAAAAUUUCAAUGGCUUCUCCUUGCCGAUCGCUUUGCUCGUAUUUACUUGCGGUCAGUGACGUGAGAGGGUAUUGUGUGUUAUCCAAUCACUGCCACAUCCAGAUUUUAAACGUGUCAAACGAUUUGCUGAAUGCUUUUGUGUCAGGCCUUCCUUUCUCUUUUUUCCCUCCCCCAUCCACCUUCUCGCUCCUAGGCCCUUAAGAAAGCCUGAUACUCAGGCUACGUUCAUUUUUUCAAAGCAGCUCCCGCUCACAUCUCAAAUUUGUUUCUUUGUUUGUUUCGAUCUCGCAAUUUAACACUUCUCCGCGUGUCAUUAUCUUUUCCUAAUUAUCAAAAAAUCAUAGCACAAAUACAACGGAUUUUCAACUAUUCAAUUUCUUUGUUCGGCCACCAAGCUUGUGUUGAAUUUGUGUGUCUUUGCAGCAGAUACAUUCAAGAAGUUCAAGAAAUCCAGCAAACUAAAAGCUCCAAGAACUUGUACUUUGACAUACGACUACAAACUGCAAAAGAUGAAACUCAGUCUGUGAGAUUCAUGGUCCAGACAGGAGAGUCAUCAAAGCAACAAUUUUUUUCUAGUUAAAUUUCAAACCCAGCAACAGUUAACACUAUCCAACCUCCAACAAGAACAAAGAAACAUGUUAUUCCUAAACAAGGGUACAGCUAUUCAAGAUACACCUCGACAUUCUAUUUAGUUUCCGGUCAAACCACUGGCACUAAUGACGCCAACAUCUGUAGAUACUAUCCUUAAGCACCCCAACUCUGUACAAUUCACUGCCUCCGUUUGAAUUAAAUGGCUUGGAGAACCAGUAAAAACAGAACAUUUAACUAAAAUGGUGAGAGAGGCUAAAAUAACCGACCCUACUGGAAAUAUCAAUUUAUCAGCCUGGGAUAGCCACAUCCAGCAGAUUGAAGAGAAAACAUUCUACACUGUCACCAACGGCAAGCUCAAGCAGUAUUUUGCAAAACACCUUGCCACCACAGUAAACAGUUACCAAAGCACAAGAGCAGGAUAUCUCCCAUGUUAAGCCAUCACAGAACCAACCAGUGUGUACUGUCUAGAAAGCAUUCAUUGGCGACUUAACCGAGAAAUUGCUGUUGCUCUAAAAAGUAGAUUUUGUCAUAAAUACGAAAAGUCAUACCCUCAUCUUCACAGCAAAGUGAAGCUCUUCUAUGUGAACUAGAACAGUGUCUUAAAAGACCUACCAUCUCAUUCCAUGCCACUCGCUUUCAGCCAGUGUCUUCUGGUUUAAUCACCAACAUUUGAACUACCUCGAAAAGCACAACACAGGAAAAUUCUUAAAUAUUAACAUUGCUUGGAAAAGAGACCAGUAUUAAAGAUAACGAGGCAACAGAGAAAAGGGUAUGUGAUGAUAGAAUAGCAGACACUCCAGGACACAUUAAAGAAUCACUACGGGGGGGAAAAUUGACCAAAUUGAAGAUCAACAGUUUUACACUUUUAACAAUUGUCUGCUGAAGCAUUUUUAUGAAAAAAAGCUUUCUACUACUGAGGACACCAUCAUCAAAAUUGUUGACAAACAGGAAACUGUCAAACAGUCACUUGAAAAAGAAACAAAACAUCAUAGAUAGAAAACUUUAUUAAUGUAUCGAAGCCAUAAUUAGCGAGGGAAAACCCCCAUACUAAUUUAGGGACACAGUUUAUAAUUGGAAUUAUGUAUACAAUAUAUAGGUAAAAAUAUUAAAACUACGCAUUAUGUAUUAUAACCUAACGAAAAUCUAAGAUGAGUGAUAUUCACUGUAAGACUGAGGAGAAUUGUAAAAUUAAAUGAGCAGAGAGAACAGCCCUUGCAUCCAUCAUCUAUCAUUGAGCUUAAAUCAUUUUUACAAAUUUUGCUUUCAAAAAUAUUAAAAGGUUUCGCUGAUGUAUAAUCAGGAGGUAAUUUUCCCGAUAACCUAGGCCCAACAUUAUCUGUUGCCCUGAUAAUUUAAACGUUGUUGUAAACAUAUAUCCAACUUACAACAACAAGUUUUCGCUGAUGUAUAAUCAGGAGGUAAUUUUCCCCAUAACCUAGGCCUAACAUUAUUUGUUGCCCUGAUAAUUUAAACAUUCUUGUAAACAUAUAUCCAAUUUACAACAACAAAGAUUGCAAGAAAUCCAGGGUCCCAAAUACUACAGUGCCAUGGUUGGAACAGGUCCAUGCCUUUGAAAAACUGUUAUCUUGAAGUAAAAGCACAAUUUUUGCUAGAGAAGGACAACGCACAGAGACGUGUGACAGCAUUUGCUAAAGUACUUAGCACGUUUUUAAAUGAGGAUGUGUACGAGUACAAGAACAAGGAAGAUGAAUUAACAGAGAAACUCUUAUUCCCUAACAAUGUGGACUUC
Molecule: messenger RNA, 5359 nt
Organism: Porites evermanni
Lineage: Eukaryota; Metazoa; Cnidaria; Anthozoa; Scleractinia; Poritidae
Source: the annotation of a GenBank genome assembly